Molecule: messenger RNA, 887 nt
Organism: Mya arenaria
Lineage: Eukaryota; Metazoa; Mollusca; Bivalvia; Myida; Myidae
Product: 39S ribosomal protein L54, mitochondrial-like
Exons: 2
Coding region: 35-427 (130 amino acids)
Cellular component (GO): mitochondrial large ribosomal subunit
Molecular function (GO): structural constituent of ribosome
Source: RefSeq, a predicted model, not a curated record
UAAUUUUACAACAAAACAUAUUGUGUCGAGCACAAUGUCAGGGAUGAUUGUAAAAUCGCUGACAAAAUGCAUAUUUCAUCAAAAUACCACAUAUUCAGUUGCCAGGUUGUAUGUUAUUCAACAGGCCAAAUAUGCAGUAGCUGCACCUAAAAAGGGAGCGCCAUCAAAAUCGGGAAAAAAGUUUGAGGUGGAGACAGAUGCUGAUGUGUUGUGUACACGUCUGUGUGGAGGGAACAUUUACAAGGAAGGUGAAGACCCUGUGCUGGGGAAGGAUGAGGACUACCCAGAAUGGCUCUGGAAACUCAAGACUGAGAGGACUUUUGUACCGCUUGAGGAACUUGAUGAAGAAGACCCACUCUACUGGAGGCGACUUAGAAAAUUGGCCUUCAGAAACAAUAAUAAAUUAAAAGGUCUUAGCAAAUUUUAGGCAUUGUGUGUUUUGAUAACUUGUGAAAACAAUGUCAUUAUGUGUUUCAAGCAAAUAAGGCUUUUGUGUUUUUUCAGGUUAAAAUGUUCUUUUUCUCACUCCUGAUAUAAUUAACAGGAAAGAGUUGUAUUUUUGUUGUACUGUAGAAUAGGUUCUAUGAGUGUACAACUGUUAAAGGUAUACAUGUAUGUGCAAAAUAUAAAAUAUCAGUUAAGUAGUUUUAUAUUGAAUGUUCAACUGCAAAAGAUCUCACAAGAUUGUGCAUGUAUGAAUUUCCUCAAUAUUAAUUUAAAAACACCUUUUGUGUACUAUGUCUUAAAAGUAGUUCAUUUAUAUGCAUUUCAAGUGCUUGAACCUCCUGUUUAGACUGCUGUUGUGCCAGUACCUGCAUUUCAAAUUAGGACAGUUGCAUAAAUGAGCAAUUUAUAACAGCAUUUUUUAGUAAAGGUAUUAAAAGUGA